Carlito syrichta (Philippine tarsier) is the source of this 1358-nucleotide messenger RNA. Its product is annotated as spectrin alpha chain, erythrocytic 1-like. The annotation marks the transcript as partial. The record is from RefSeq and is a predicted model, not a curated record. Gene Ontology annotation, molecular function: actin filament binding. The transcript has 10 exons. Gene Ontology annotation, biological process: actin cytoskeleton organization. Lineage: Eukaryota; Metazoa; Chordata; Mammalia; Primates; Tarsiidae. Gene Ontology annotation, cellular component: cell junction; plasma membrane; cell projection.
UCUCUUUCUCUUGCAUACAUUUUAUCUUGCUAAAUUCUAGCCCUUUAGGAAAAAUGGAGAACUUUCCAAAGGAAACCGUUGUGGAAAGCAGUGGGCCAAAGGUUUUGGAAACAGCAGAAGAGAUCCAGGAGAGGCGUCAGGAGGUGUUGAGUCGGUAUCAGAGGUUCAAGGAGCUGGUUGCUGAGAGGGGUCAGAAGCUUGAGGAGUCCUAUCACUACCAGGUUUUCAGGCGAGAUGCCGAUGACCUGGAGAAGUGGAUUUUGGAGAAACUCAAAAUUGCAGGCGAUAAGAGCUACGAAGACCCAACUAAUAUACAGGGGAAAUAUCAGAAGCAUGAAUCCUUUGAAGCAGAGGUGCAGGCAAAAUCAAGAGUCAUUCCUGAAUUGGAAGAAAUCAGAAAAGUUCGAUUUGCUGAAGGUCACUUUGCCCAUGAGGACACCAAGGCCCAUCUGGAGGAACUGCGCCAUCUGUGGGACCUGCUACUGGAGCUGACCCAGGAGAAAGGAGUCCUGCUGCUGCGGGCCCUGAAGCUCCAGCAGUUCUUGCAGGAGUGCGCUGACAUCCUAGAGUGGAUCGGAGACAAGGAGGCUAUAGUGACAUCGGUGGAGCUGGGUGAGGACUGGGAGCGCACAGAAUUUCUGCACAAGAAAUUCGAAGAGUUCCAAGUGGACCUGGCUGCUCGAAAGGGGAGACUGGAUGGAGUGAACCAAUAUGCCAAUGAGUGUGCUGAGGAGGACCACCCUGACCUGCCCUUGAUUAAGGGAAAGCAGGAUGAGGUGAAUGCUGCCUGGGAGCGUCUUCAUGGUCUAGCUCUCCAGAGACGGAAAACCCUGUCCAAUGCCGCAGACCUCCAGCGAUUUAAAAGGGAUGUGACUGAAGCCAUCCACUGGAUCAAAGAAAAGGAGCCCCUAGUCACUUCAGAGGACUAUGGCAAAGACCUUGUUAGCUCUGAAGCACUGUUUCACAGUCACAAGGGAUUUGAGAGGAACCUUGCAGUCAUGGAUGACAAGGUGAAGGAGUUAUGUGCCAAAGCAGACAAGCUGAUGCUUUCCCACCCUUCAGAUGCACCUCACAUCCAGCAGAUGAAAGAAGAUCUGGUCUCCAACUGGGGGCACAUCCGAGGCUUGGCUACCAGCAGAUAUGAAAAGCUGCAGGCUUCUUACUGGUACCAGCGGUUCUUAUCUGAUUUUGAUGAGCUCUCAGGCUGGAUGAAGGAGAAGACAGCUCUGAUCAAUGCUGACGAGCUGCCAACUGAUCAUGAGAUUGACUCUUACGAUGACCGAUUUCAAUCUGCUGAUGAGACUGGUCAAGCCCUCCUGGAUGCCAAUCACGAAGCCUCUGAUGAAGUUCGGGAAAAG